AUGCAGGUCCCCAGCCCCAGCGUGCGCGAGGCGGCCUCCAUGUACGGCACAGCGGUGGCCGUCUUCCUGGUCAUCCUGGUGGCCGCACUGCAGGGCUCGGCACCCCCCGAGAGCCCCUUCCCCUACCGCAUCCCCCUGGACCCUGAGGGGACUCUGGAGCUGUCGUGGAAUGUCAGCUACGUGCAGGAGACUGUCCACUUCCAGCUCCUGGUGCGGGAGCUCAAGGCCGGCGUCCUGUUUGGGAUGUCGGACCGUGGCGAGCUGGAGGACGCCGACCUGGUCGUGCUCUGGACCGACGGGGACAGUGCCUACUUUGGGGACGCCUGGAGUGACCAGAACGGGCAGAUCCAUCUGGACGCCCAGCAGGAUUACCAGCUGCUGCGGGCACAGAGCACCCGGGAAGGCCUGUCCCUGCUGUUCAAGAGGCCCUUUGGCACCUGUGACCCCAAGGAUUACCUCAUCGAGGACGGCACCGUCCACUUGGUGUAUGGGAUCCUGGAGGAGCCGUUCCAGUCGCUGGAGGCCAUCAAUGUCUCCAGCCUGCAGACGGGGCUGCAGAGGGUGCAGCUGCUGAAGCCCAACAUCUCCAUCCCAGCCCUGCCCUCGGACAUGCGCACCAUGGAGAUCCGCGCCCCAGACGUCCUGGUCCCCGGCCAGGAAACCACGUACUGGUGCUACGUCGCCGAGCUCCCGGACGGCUUCCCUCGGCACCACGUCAUCAUGUACGAGCCCAUCGUCACCGAGGGCAAUGAGGCCCUGGUGCACCACAUGGAGGUCUUCCAGUGCGCAGCCGAGUUCGAGAGCUUCCCCCACUUCAGCGGGCCCUGCGACUCCAAGAUGAAGCCGGAGCGGCUCAACUACUGUCGCCACGUGCUGGCUGCCUGGGCCCUGGGCGCCAAGGCCUUUUACUACCCAGAGGAAGCCGGCCUUGCUUUCGGGGGCCCUGGGUCCUCCAGAUUUCUCCGCCUGGAAGUUCACUACCACAACCCGCUGAUGAUAAAAGGCCGGCGCGACUCCUCGGGCAUCCGCCUGUACUACACAGCCACGCUGCGGCGCUUCGAUGCGGGCAUCAUGGAGCUGGGCCUGGUGUACACGCCCGUGAUGGCCAUCCCCCCGCAGGAGACGGCCUUCGUCCUCACCGGCUACUGCACGGACAAGUGCACCCAGCUGGCUCUACCUCCUUCCGGAAUCCACAUCUUCGCCUCUCAACUCCACACGCACCUGACGGGCAGGAAGGUGGUCACGGUGCUGGCCCGGGACGGCCGCGAGAAGGAGGUUGUGAACAGGGACGACCACUACAGCCCGCACUUCCAGGAGAUCCGCAUGUUGAAGAAGGUCGUGUCUGUCCACCCGGGAGACGUGCUCAUCACUUCCUGCACAUACAACACGGGAGACAGGAAGCUGGCCACGGUGGGGGGCUUUGGGAUCCUGGAGGAGAUGUGUGUCAACUAUGUGCACUACUACCCCCUGACACAGCUGGAGCUCUGCAAGAGUGCCGUGGACCCUGGCUUCCUGCAGAAGUAUUUCCACCUUGUGAACAGGUUCAACAGCGAGGAAGUCUGCACCUGCCCUCAAGCCUCUGUCCCUGAGCAGUUUGCCUCUGUGCCCUGGAACUCCUUCAACCGCCAAGUGCUCAAGGCUCUGUACAGCUUUGCCCCCAUCUCCAUGCACUGCAACAAGUCCUCGGCUGUCCGCUUCCAGGGUGAGUGGAAUCUGCAGCCCCUUCCCGAGAUCAUCUCCAAGCUGGAAGAGCCCACCCGCCACUGCCCAGCCAGCCGGGGUCAGAGCCCCGCCGGCCCCACCAUGGUCAACAUCGGCGGGGGCAAAGGUUGAGCGGGUGUGGUCUCUUUGCUCCCCCCUCCACGCCAUCCCUGUGGGCUCACGCCAGCUCUGCGCACCCCCCUACUCUACAAAGACCCCCAUGGAGCAGCUCUGUGUGCCCAGGAUGAGGGGCUGGACCAAGCCACUGCCUGAGACUAGGGUCCAUUCCAGCA
Messenger RNA from Mesoplodon densirostris (Blainville's beaked whale), 1994 nucleotides. It is a transcript of the gene DBH, whose product is annotated as dopamine beta-hydroxylase. Gene Ontology annotation, molecular function: dopamine beta-monooxygenase activity; copper ion binding. The transcript is spliced from 12 exons. The record is from RefSeq and is a predicted model, not a curated record. Lineage: Eukaryota; Metazoa; Chordata; Mammalia; Artiodactyla; Ziphiidae. Gene Ontology annotation, cellular component: secretory granule membrane. The coding region runs from base 1 to 1833 and encodes 610 amino acids. Gene Ontology annotation, biological process: dopamine catabolic process; octopamine biosynthetic process; norepinephrine biosynthetic process.